UUAUCCAAAAAAAACCCUGAAAAUUAAAACAAAGAAAAAAAAAACUCACCCUGUCGUUUCAACCGAUCCUCACGUCCUCUCGCAAAGUCGAAACCCUAGUGACGCGUAGCGGAGGCGGGGCUCAGCCAUGGCGGCGGCAGCGCCGGGGCAGCUGAACCUCGACGAGACGCCGUCGUGGGGCUCCCGCGGCGUCGAUUGCUUCGAGAAGCUCGAGCAGAUCGGUGAGGGCACAUACGGGCAAGUGUACAUGGCGAGGGAGACGGAGACGCAGGAGAUCGUCGCGCUCAAGAAGAUCCGCAUGGAUAACGAGCGCGAGGGCUUCCCCAUCACUGCAAUCCGCGAAAUCAAAAUCCUCAAGAAGCUGCACCACCAGAACGUCAUCCAGCUCAAGGAGAUCGUCACCUCACCAGGACCGGAGAGAGAUGAACAGGGGAAACCAAUCCACGGUAACAAGUACAAGGGGAGCAUUUACAUGGUCUUCGAGUACAUGGACCAUGACUUGACUGGGUUGUCAGAUAGGCCUGGGAUGCGGUUCACUGUGCCACAGAUUAAGUGCUACAUGAAGCAACUCCUUACAGGCCUUCACUAUUGCCACGUUAAUCAAGUUCUGCAUCGUGAUAUUAAAGGAUCCAACCUCUUAAUAGACAACGAGGGUAACUUGAAGCUGGCUGAUUUUGGCCUAGCAAGAUCAUUUUCAAAUGAUCAUAAUGGAAACCUCACUAAUCGGGUGAUAACUUUGUGGUAUAGACCUCCAGAGUUACUGCUCGGAAGCACCAAGUAUGGACCAGCAGUUGACAUGUGGUCUGUUGGUUGUAUUUUUGCAGAGCUUCUCAAUGGAAAGCCAAUUCUGCCUGGAAAGAAUGAGCCAGAGCAACUAAGCAAAAUAUUUGACGUGUGUGGCACACCUGAUGAAUCAAACUGGCCGGGUGUCACAAAAAUGCCGUGGUAUAACAAUUUCAAGCCGCCCCGCCCAUUGAAGAGACGUGUUAAGGAGAACUUUAAGCAUUUUGAUCGGUAUGCUCUUGAUCUGCUUGAAAAGAUGUUAACACUGGAUCCAGCACAGAGGAUAUCAGCACAGGAUGCCCUUGAUGCAGAGUAUUUCUGGAAUGAUCCCCCACCAUGUGAUCCUAAAAGCUUGCCAAAGUAUGAAUCUUCACAUGAGUUCCAGACCAAGAAAAAACGCCAACAAAUGCGGCAAGCUGACGAAGCUGCGAAGAGGCAAAAGACACAGCAUCCUCAACCACAUGGCCGUUUGCCUCCAAUUCAACAAACAGGUCAGCCUCAUCCUCAAAUCAGACCAGGCCAGAUGAUGAACAAUCCGCAUCCACCGAUGGCUGCUGGACCAGGCCAUCACUAUGCAAAACCCAGAGGGCCAGGAGGCCCAAGCAGGUACCCACAGGGUGGGAAUCAAGGUGGAGGGUAUCCAAACCGUGGCGGGCAAGGUGGUGGUGGCGGCUAUGGAAGUGCCCCUUACUCUCAACCAGGUCGAGGGCCGCCACCACCGUACCCCGGCAGUGGGAUGGCCGGAACAGGUGGUCCAAGGGGUGGCGCUGGUGGUGGCUAUGUAGGAGGGCCCAAUUAUCAACAAGGUGGUCCUUAUGGUCCUUCUGGCCCAGGCAGAGGGCCAAGUUAUCAGCAACAAGGUGGUUCUCGCAACCAGCAGCAGUAUGGAAACUGGCAGUAGUAUAUACCCAUUUCAACACCAUGUCAACUGUCAGCAAAUCUGAUGCUAACUUGAUCCUUGAUCUAUUGUUAUUGUCUUGGGGCACUACAUUUUGUUAGAUCGUGUAUUGCCUGAAUCUAGUAGGAAUUGUAGCAAUGUUGUCAGUUUUUGAUGAUCAGACAGUAGACACACACAAGCUGAGCCAGCAACAGAUUAUCUUAAUUUUCACUGGUCAGUUUAUAGUUA
This is a messenger RNA of Oryza brachyantha (malo sina), 1909 nucleotides long. RefSeq names its product cyclin-dependent kinase C-1. Gene Ontology annotation, cellular component: nucleus; cyclin-dependent protein kinase holoenzyme complex. The transcript has 12 exons. Gene Ontology annotation, biological process: positive regulation of transcription elongation by RNA polymerase II; protein phosphorylation. The coding region runs from base 128 to 1684 and encodes 518 amino acids. Lineage: Eukaryota; Viridiplantae; Streptophyta; Magnoliopsida; Poales; Poaceae. Gene Ontology annotation, molecular function: ATP binding; RNA polymerase II CTD heptapeptide repeat kinase activity; cyclin-dependent protein serine/threonine kinase activity. The record is from RefSeq and is a predicted model, not a curated record.